Messenger RNA from Pogonomyrmex barbatus (red harvester ant), 302 nucleotides. RefSeq lists its product as uncharacterized. Lineage: Eukaryota; Metazoa; Arthropoda; Insecta; Hymenoptera; Formicidae. The record is from RefSeq and is a predicted model, not a curated record.
GUUGCUUUCAAAUUUCAAACAUUUCCAAUUGUAUAUACUAUAAGAAGGAACGCUACACAAAAUUAUGUAGAUGUUCUAAGAAGAGUGAUAAAUAUCACAAAGUUAAAGCCUAUAGCAAUAUCCAUUUUUCAAAAGGCGGAACAAAAGGCACUGAGGAUGUUUCCACACACGAAAAUUAUUGGCUGUUUCUUUCAUUACAGUCAGGUACUGAAAAAUACAAUAAUAAAAGCUUACCUUACUGAGCACCAGAAAAAUAUUAGAAAUUUUCUGAAACAUCCUAAAUUCUGAAAAAGAUUGGAGUG